AAUCUCAAUGUGAUUGUGAAAACAGUCGAUUCUGAAUUUUUUUGGUUGACUCUAUACACCCCUUCGUAAUGACUUCUCUUGCACAAAUUCCCCGGAAAUAUCAUAUCGUGGAUUAGUGUUUUUUUUUUUGUAACUUAUAUCGUGGAUUAGUUUAAAUUAAUUAAACAAUAUGAUUAGAAAACUACAGUUAUUUUUAACCAUAUUUAACUAACAAAUCAAACUACUUACAUUACAUUUAUAUGUUGCCAAAUCUAUUUGCUUAGAAGAGUAUAUAAUGAUUUAGGUUUAGUUGUACAAGUAGUUUUGAUUUUAGAGAAAAGGUCUCUGAAAAAACGUAGGCUUGUUUUGAUCAAAAAAAAAAAAAAAACGUAGGCUUGUUUAAAUUCAAAUUUUAUUUUAUUUCCUUUUUCCACAAUCACAAUCAAAUUAUACGAAUUUCUCAAAACCCUCCUGAAAAUAAUUUCCUAACAAUCGCUAUUUUUAUUAAUAUCAUGAUUUCACUCUCCUCUGUGGAAUAGGAUGAGUUAAUUAUUUUUAUGGUUAUAUAGAAAUACAUCGAAUCCUAAACUUCAUCCUUAUCUCUUUGUGUGUUCUUCUUCGUGUUGUCCUCGUCUACAAGUUACAUUAUCAAGUGUCUGUAACGAGACAAAGACAAUGCUGCGUUACUUUAUUCCCAUACCUAAAACCAAAACGGUAAAUUUUAAAAUUUCUCUCUUUAUCCUUCGUUAUUAUUAGUCGAUUUCGUCUAGUGGUUUACCUUGUCAUCGAAUGUUUCACAGUAGUAUUAGGUUUUGAUUAAUGUCUCCGAGAAAAUUAACAGCAGAGCCUUCUUUGGUUUUAAACAGAUUGUUUUGGGGAAUGUGAUCAAGUUUACGGAAAAGGAAACGAAAACUGAGCUUAACAUAAGCUUGAGUCGUAAACAAGUGGAAGAUUCCAUUGGUAGAAGCUCCCAUGGAGUUGAGGCUAUUGUUAGAGAGGUAAAAUCUUUUUGAAAGAGCAUAUGAACAUCUCUUUUUAGGGUUUAUUUUUUUCUUAGUCAAAGUUAGAGGGUUAUUUAAUAGUCAUUCUUGUUUUUUUUUUCAGGAUCUUGUUAGAAUUAAAGCGUACCUUCUUUUUCUCCGAUAUAUGAUAGAUCACAUGAAUAAGCCUUGUAAUCAAGAAAUCAGUAAUCGUUUCACUAAAAAUCUCAUGAUACGAUGGAGCAGUGGUUUGAACUUAGAUUGCAAGUCUUCUAAUGGUCUAAGCCUUGCGAGUAUAUUUCAGCCUAAAUCUACACCAUUCUUCCAGUCUAAAGAUAUGUUGUUUGAGCUUCAUAUGAUACUAUUUAUCUACGCUCUGAAGCUCAGGGAGAAGGCAAUGGUGUUAGCCUCCAAAGAUAUGGUGGAAUCCACAAAGGCAUAUAGAGAAGCAGCUGGUGUUUUUGACUCUGUAUGUAAGAUUGGUCAUACUGAUUGGUCAUAUAUCGAGAAGUUUCCGGAGUUAACAUCUCCCGUUUGCUCCUCUUUGAAGCUCCUUUGUUUAGCUGAAGGACAGGCUGUGACGGCAAGUAAGGCCAAAGAGAAGGGGACAAGUGCAAGUCUAGUGGCAAAGCUCCAUUACGGUGUCACACAAUUUGUUGCUGAAGCCAAUGCUUCUCUCUUAUCCAAAACUAACACCCAAGUUAAACAACUCUCAUCACGAUUUUUGGAUUAUGUAUCGACAUUGGGAGCUUUGCACGAGCUAAAGAGUGGAAAACACUUAGCUGAAAGCUUGGAAUCGGAAGGGGAAUUAGGAGAAGCCAUUGGAGUCUUGCGCCGUUCGUUGGCCAGAGCAAAACUGACGACUCAGUGCCGGAGUGACACGUGGAAAUCGAUCUUCAAGAAGGAGAGAGAGCAGGUGAUUACAAUGAUGAACAAGUACGAGAGUUUAAACGAAUCCAUGAUGCUUCAGCGUAUCCCUUUAGAAGCUGACUUGCCUACUCUUCAAGGUGAUAAGAUUGUAAAGCUAAUCCCUUACAUUGACACCAAAUAGAUGAAAGAACUUAACUUUGAGUUCUUGUAAGAAACCAAGCUAAUCCCUUACGUUUAUACGGGUUUUAUUUUCUUUUGGCGCCUAUUUUCUUAUUCAAAUACUAGUGAACAAAAUAAU
Molecule: messenger RNA, 2127 nt
Organism: Brassica rapa (field mustard)
Lineage: Eukaryota; Viridiplantae; Streptophyta; Magnoliopsida; Brassicales; Brassicaceae
Source: RefSeq, a predicted model, not a curated record